CCUCCUAGCUUGAAAUGCGGCCAUCUCUUCCUCCUCCUCCACCAGCAAAAACGGCAACAAUUAGGAGCAGAACAAGUGGGCGUUGGUAGCUAGAGCUAAGGUCCAACCGCGCGAAAGGGAAUUGAAUCGAUUCGAAUCGGAUCUGCACCACCGCCCUCUCUCCUCCAUCGCCGUCAGAGAGCGGAGAUGGCGAUGCAAACGCAUUUUUUUGUCUCCCACCUCGACCCCGGCCAGCCUCGCGAGAUCUCCCCAACUCCAAUGGCGCCCGCCUCCUCCUGCUCCUCCUAAACCUAGCCCCGACCACACCACCACCCAGUAGAGCUGGCGGCAACGACCAGCGGCGGCCAUGUCGACGGAUCGGGAGAAGGAGCGGGAGUCCGAGUUGGAGGGCGCCAUGUACACCAGCUGCCUCCUCCUCAGCCUCGAUCCGGCCGUCCUCAGCUCCCCCGCCGGCGCCACCUUCCCCGCCUCGGCCACUCCAACCCCCGCCUCGGACUUCGACAAGGUGUGGCCGAUCUUCGAUUCCGCCCAGUCCAGGGAGUUCGGCAAGUCGCUGGCCAUGCAAGAGCAAGAGCUCAUGUGAGUGAAGUGAAUGAGAAGGAAAAGUCACAACAAGAACAACCAAUAAGAAGGAGCUCAUGUAUGUUAAAUAUUCCAAUAUUCUCUUUUGUGAUUCUUGCAUAUAUAACGCUUUUUGAAUGUGAUAAAGGAAUAUAAAGAUGUUCAUUUACCUUGAAUUUUUUAAAACUCUUGUUACUAUACAUGUGCAUUUGCUCGAUUAAUAUAAAAUAAAUACUUUUCAUGUUUGCGUGUGAAAUUACAUUAUUUUUAGAUUGCCUGGCAUGUUCAUAGGAACCUGAUGUGUUGCAGACUGGGCUGUAGUACUGCCAAUCCUGACUGCUUCGGUUUUAUAUAAUUACAACAUUUUUAAUAGUACAAGCAAAGCUAUUCCGGCCACGCACUUGGAGCUAUUUUAUCAAUAUGUUUAAAACACUGAUAAUAGACUAGCAAAAAGCCCCGUGCGUUUCUACGGAAGAAAAGAAAUUGAAAAACAUGCUAACUUAAGUUUUCAAAAGUGGUGCCUUUUGCGCGUACCUACGUAUUGAGAGCAACUCUAGCGGUUACCAAAAUUUCUGAUCGAAAAAACGUUAAUUCAGUCUACCGAAAACGCCUUUUCCGAUAUAAUUUCAUAUUUUAUAGUUUUUAGCCCACAUGAAAAUUAUGUUAGCCUCGACGAGAUGCUGCUCUUCCUUCGCUCCAUCACGCAUCUCUGCGAUGCCAUGCCACAUAUAUUGGGCAUGUUUCAACCAUGAUCUUUAAGGAAAAUUUAGGAUCCAGCACAUCAUCGAUUAGUCAUAUGAUCAAGUCCAAUCGGGUCAAAAAAUAGAUCCAGGAAAAUGGUAAAACUAAAAUCAUAUACGAAGGAAAAUUAAAUCAGUAGAAUUUUCAAAACAGAUCCAUGUCCUAAUUAAAUUUAGAAAGCAUGGUCUGCAUGUACCAUCAAUUAGACCAAGAUUUCAGCAAACUGCUACUGCUGUCGUGCUGCUUGUGGCAGGGUCCAAUGUAGCUUAAUUGCAUUUCCACGAAACAUUGUCCCUAAGUUGGAAAGUCGCUGGCCAUGCAAGAGCAAGAGCUCAUGUGAGUGAAGUGAAUGAGAAGGAAAAGUCACAACAAGAACAACCAAUAAGAAGGAGCUCAUGUAUGUUAAAUAUUCCAAUAUUCUCUUUUGUGAUUCUUGCAUAUAUAACGCUUUUUGAAUGUGAUAAAGGAAUAUAAAGAUGUUCAUUUACCUUGAAUUUUUUAAAACUCUUGUUACUAUACAUGUGCAUUUGCUCGAUUAAUAUAAAAUAAAUACUUUUCA
This is a messenger RNA of Brachypodium distachyon (stiff brome), 1861 nucleotides long. Its product is annotated as AUGMIN subunit 6. NCBI's taxonomy places the organism in Eukaryota, Viridiplantae, Streptophyta, Magnoliopsida, Poales, Poaceae. Gene Ontology annotation, biological process: spindle assembly. The record is from RefSeq and is a predicted model, not a curated record. The transcript is spliced from 4 exons. The coding region runs from base 347 to 583 and encodes 78 amino acids. Gene Ontology annotation, molecular function: microtubule binding. Gene Ontology annotation, cellular component: HAUS complex; mitotic spindle microtubule.